AUGUACAAACUUCAAACCAAAAGGGUAAAAGCUGCUGCUGGGAAGAUGUGGACUUCAAAUAUCUUCAAGAUGAGACAAUCCCUUAAUAAUGUUUACCAUCAUUGUAAGAACCAGCUCCCAGAUUCAACUAGAAAUCCAAUUAUAACUUCCUAUGGUUGUGAUCAAAGUGACAUUAGUACUGAUGAAGAAACGAAUGUUAUAGGAAUGCUCCAAGAUAUUAAAACUGCUCAAACUGACCUCCUCAGGAAAAUGACUGAAAUUGUCAGUGCAGUAUCAAAAAUCCAGAGAAAAAGUAACUUGUAUCAGAAGCAGAUGGAGGUACUAGCAGCCAGAAUGGAUGUUAAUGAAGAUAAACAAUGCACAAUGACUACAGACAUCUUCUCUAUGAAAGAAGACAUUGAUGCUUUAAAGAAGAAGAUAAAAGAACUGGAAAACCAAAAUUCUUGCUCCAGCAUACAUUGUUCAGAAGUUCUGGAAGGAGAAAGGGGUAAAGAGGUGAUGGAACUGCUUCACAAACUCAUACAACUACAAACUUUGAAGAAAACAUUGGCCUCUGCAGACUCUGAAAUCUCUUCAGCUGAAUCAGAGAAAGCGCCCAGUUAUUUUGAUCCCACCAAUCAUAUUGAGGAAAAAACAAUUUCUCCCAAAAUUAAAAUUCUGAAGCAAAGUAACCAUCAAAAUGCAUUAAGAAGCUUUAAAAAGGCAAAGUCAAAUAUCUAUAUUUACCCAGACUUUAGUACAUGGAUCAAGCUAACUUUCGUCCAUGGAGGAAAGUGGUGAUUUUUUCUCAGUGUGACCAAGUUAGAAGAAUUCAUUCAGUGGCUUCUAUCUAGGCCAACCAUCCCUCCUGAAGAACCACAACUCAUGACCCAGAGAUAAUGUCCAUUCACUGGGCCUAUUGUGAACUUGGCCACAAUCUGUCUCUCUGUUUUCAACUACAUUCACUGUCUUUUUGGUUUUUCAAAGGAGGAAGUAACUCGACUAAAGAGUUACAUUCUGCCUCGCUUGGCACAAAAUAAAUGUAACCUCGUGGCUCCAAGCAGUCACACAGCUUUGUGGUUGCUACGAACUCCUUGGUAG
Messenger RNA from Molossus molossus (Pallas's mastiff bat), 1080 nucleotides. It is a transcript of the gene CCDC54, whose product is annotated as coiled-coil domain containing 54. The record is from RefSeq and is a predicted model, not a curated record. Lineage: Eukaryota; Metazoa; Chordata; Mammalia; Chiroptera; Molossidae. The transcript has a single exon.